UGAUGACGACACGCCGGGACCGGAAGCCGGAAGCUGUGCAGAAGGGUGUUCCGCGUUCGCGGUGCGGGAGCGGUCAGCCGGGGUGGCGGGGCUGGGGCCGGCCGGGGCAGGCGGCUCCGCGCUCCGCACUGGGCCGCUGGGAGGGCGAUGACCGAGUACAAGCUGGUGGUGGUGGGAGCUGGCGGCGUCGGGAAGAGCGCGUUGACCAUCCAGCUCAUCCAGAACCACUUCGUGGACGAGUACGACCCCACCAUCGAGGAUUCGUACAGAAAGCAGGUUGUCAUUGAUGGAGAGACGUGCUUGUUAGAUAUUCUGGACACUGCAGGACAGGAAGAAUACAGUGCUAUGCGCGAUCAGUACAUGAGAACUGGGGAAGGAUUCCUUUGCGUGUUUGCCAUUAACAACAGCAAAUCAUUUGCUGAUAUUAACCUUUACAGAGAGCAAAUCAAGAGAGUGAAAGAUUCAGACGAUGUGCCGAUGGUGCUGGUUGGGAAUAAGUGUGAUUUGCCCACAAGAACAGUAGACACAAAACAGGCUCAAGAAUUAGCAAAAAGCUAUGGAAUUCCCUUCAUAGAGACAUCAGCUAAAACGAGACAGGGUGUGGAAGAUGCGUUUUACACGCUGGUGAGAGAGAUUCGGCAGUACCGGAUGAAAAGGCUGAACAGCAAUGAAGAUGGGAAUCAAGGCUGUAUGGGAUUGUCUUGCAUUGUGAUGUGAGAAGAUGCCAGGAAUACGUGGUUCAGAUGUAGCUGCUGGACAAGUCUCAAUGCUACUGUAUUGUCUCAUGCUGAUGCCCUGCAGUAUUUUGGUGCCAGCGACCAGAAUCUUGGUACCGGUUAAUUAGCACAGGAUCCUCUUCUGUGCUCCAUCUGAAGAAAACAUCUCUGGUAUCUACCUCCUUGCUCAGCUCACAGAGCAGUCACAUCUCUUGGUGUACUGGGAUUCUUUUCUAGCUGUGUUGUCUGGGUUUGUUCAAGAAGAAAACCAGUCACAAGAAAAGUGAAUUACAGAGACUAAAUGCUGUGAAAAAGAUCACACUUACCUCCAGAGUAAAAGCUAGAAGUGGCGUUUGACCCCUUUGCAUUGGAUUCAGAUUUGCGGUGUUGUCAGAGGAGUGGCAGAAGUAAUUUUGCCAUUAUAAAGGUUUCUGUCGCCAGUCGGGUUGGUAUCUGCUGUCUGUGCACCCACACAGUGUAUUUGCAACAUCUGCAUUGUGCCAGGAGUAUCACAUAACUGAUUAACUGAUCCUUUAUUUUUCUGUAAUAAAAAGGAGAUAUCUUCGCUAACUUAAGUGCCUGUUUGCUCAGAAGGUUUGAAGUUGUACUCUGUUCCCUUGGGCUGAGGAAAACCUCAAGGAUGAAUUUCUUGGGUGCUCAUUGUCUUGAGUAGGCAAGUUUUGUGUGGGUGAUCUCUUUCCAUGACAGGAUACUAAAAUGGGAAUUUGUAGUCUGGAAGAUUGAUCAGGCGUUCGUGAGACUCUCAGACUAGGGUGAGACACAUGCUACGUCUGUUCUCGAUCCAUCAAAAUGGAUCCAUCCACUUCUUUGCAUGUGGGACUGUGUAUAUUCUGUACUGGUUUUCUACAGCAUUUGGAUCUCUUUCAGGUUGGACCAAAUUAGUCAGCUGUUCAUUUUAACAUAACUGCCAAUAUUUAUGGACAAUUUCUUAUGGACCGAUAAUGAAUUUAGAAACUGGAGGUUACUUCGGGCAGCUGUUCCUCAGCUCUAUCUGUAACUUGCAAAUUACUGGGAGUUAUUUUCUGGAGAGCCUCCUUCCUUAUCACGGGAGGAGCGUGGGAGUUGAGGUUGACUGUAGUUGGGUCAAUGGUUGCCACGGAUGUAAGGUGCCCAGGCUGAGUGGAGAAGGCACUGAGCUCUAACAGAACACUGAGCUGACUUCUAAUUGCAGCAUCCUUGCAAAAUGAGGAAGGAAGCUCAGUGAUGUCUACACUGAAGAUGCACGUUAUACUGACAGCAGUUCUGGGUUUGUUGUAACAGCCUCAAAGGAGGACUGACGUACUGCGUGAGCUGUGAGUUCCUCCUAGAACACAGCACUGUCACCUCCUAUAAUUGGGACUCACAAGAGAGACCAACGCCUACCAGGUUCCUUGGUACCAUGGCCUUCUCUCGUUCUUGUGCCAGUGAUGCUGGAUUCUGUUCUGUGGUGUCAGACAGCUGCUCGUAGCAAAGCUGAAUUUCCACUUAGUCUGGUGAGAGAAUAAGGAGCCAUCAGCCAACAGAGGGAGCGCUCAUUCUGCUGGACCAGCGCGAGUUGUAGAAAUCACAAGAGGUGUAAUUUCAGUUUGUUGCUGUCAGGGUCCUAUAUUUUCUAAACUGAAAUCAGAAAUAAGUAAAUACUGAGAAAAUAAACUGUUGCUUUUAAUACUCUUUCCUCCACUAAUUACACUCUUAAUUUUCUUCUUGGGAUGCAGAGGGUCGAUCUGCAUAACAUUAUCUGUGAUACUCCUGAUAAGUAUUUUAGCAAUUCAUUUUAUCCUUGACUGAUGUGACUGCUAAGGAUUUAACACACAAUAUUUUUACAUAAAACAUGGUUUUCCAGUGACAUAGCGAGUGGUGGGAAGCAUUCUGGAUAGCACUGGCUGUGACUCGAGUUCAUUUGAAGGUGAUCUCCUGCCUGCAGGUUAAAUGGGACAGAAUCACGAUCACUGAGCUGUCUGUGAUCAGCAAGCAGUUUGUGGGUUUUUCUUACUGUGUUCUUUUUGCUCUGGUUUGGUGCAGGAAGAAUUCUAUGUGAGAGCAUUCUUUGAGGCGUGUUGCAGGAGCUGAUUUUGCUCCUUGGGUUGUGUGACGUACUGUUGUCCACGUAAUGGAAUUACAGAAAGAAAUAGCUUCUGGGAUUCACAUCUGGUCGCAUAAAUUCAGCGUUUUGGAAAGCUGUCAGUACGGAGUUCGCAUUAUGUUUGAGUGGUGAGUUCAUGCUGGGUCUGUUCAGCCUCUGGAUGAUCUGGGGAGAUGUGGAGCUUGUUCCCUGGCAGGCAGGAUCGGUUCAGAGCGCUGCUGCUUAUGGCUGAGGGAAAUCUCGCGGCUGGCUGUUGGUGUUUGAAGAUUUAGUGGCCAAGUAUGACAAUUAAAAAUACAUUUUGAAUGGAGAUUUGUCGUAACAACUCUCUACUUUGCGUGGCACGUCCUACUUAUUGAAAACGUACUAGCUGUAAAUCAAAAAAAGUUGUGAAUCUUCAGAAUAAUGCAGGAGCAGGCAGUUGUGUCUGCUUUCUUUUCAGCGUGUUCCCUUGGUCUUGGGCCGUAUGAGGCUUUAGAAAGGAAGGUUUGGUGGUGAGGGUUGGUCUGUAUGCAUUUCACUUUUGGAAGCAGAGAGGAAGUUGCAUCAACUUCCAGGAUGCUGCAGAGCUCACUUGCACAGGUGGUGCUCCGAUCUGUGGUAAUUUGGGUUCAGAUCUAGAGAGGGAUUUUACAAAAUCAGGUUUUGUACCAGUCAUGAGCGUGAAGUGAAUGGCUGUGCUUGGUUUCCAGCUGCAUAUAUGUGUACACAGACAUAUAUCUACGUGUGAGUAAUUAGUCAAGGUUGCUGGCAGUACCUAAUGCGUAUGCACCACAGAACGCAUGAGGGCAAAAGUCAUAUCUUAGGAAUCAUGGAUUUGGGUUUAUGUAGUCAGUAUUUUUAAACAGGAUGUCUGAAGCACUUUCUGGAGUUCUAUGUAAUGCAGCGGCAGCUGUUCUGAUGAAGGAAGACGUGUUUGAGGAGCACGUAAGCAGGUUGCUGGUCUAGCAGAGAGGUUUCGGUGACCAUGAAAAAGGUUUUGUGUCCUGGAUCUGCGCGCGCUGCUGCUGAGCUGCAAUCUGUGACAGGGCACAACCAGGCUGGAAGGGAAACCCGGCUGUCCCGUGCCCGAGCACAGCUCUGACUCGGUAGUUCUACCAGGUGGGCCCUUUAGUCAAGGAGUUCUGAUCUCUUGGAGCUUUCUGUGGUUCAAGAUAACACUCAUUUUACAGCUUGCUCGCUUAGUGUCUGUUAGUGGUGCUGAGUUGGACUUGGGAGAGCGGUGUGUGUGGUAGGAACAAGCGGAGUCAGAUGCACUUCUAUAACCAGGGCUUAGCUGGAGUGAUUGACAGAUAGAAAAUGCAGCUAGUUCCUUUAAAGAAAGCAGAUCGUGGAUGGACAGCCAACCACUGCCCUGACUUUGGUGGGAACUGCACUGCAGAAGGACCAGACCCCAGUGAGCUGUGGAACAUUUGUUUAGAAGAUAAGCACAGAUGUUUUUGCACAGGGCAGCUCCUAAUAACAGUGGUUUUGUAGGUUUAGUCCAAAUGUUCUUAUUUAGAUCUAGCAGCACAACACUGUGUCCGUGCCCAUCUAACCUCGCUAUCCUAAGAACAGACCAUAAACAUCCCUGUUCAAAAGCUACCAUUGCAAAUAACUGAACUAAAUAUUUGUUACUGCUGACUGAGAACAGCUGUUUGACGAGUAUAGCGCUGUGGCUUGUCAAUGUGAGUGCCCCAACUCCAUGGUCGUAUUAAAAAAAAAAAAACACAACCCAUUGCUCAGAUUUCGUUCUUAUUGUCAUCAGUAAGACUUGAAUAGUGAUGGUGAUGCUUAUGUAGACGUGUCUUGUUAGUGCACUUCAGUGAUUUAGGAAGAACUGGAUUUCAGGCAACUUUGGACCUGUGGGGGGAGGGAGAUUAAUGAAGGUUUGAAUCACGUUCUAAUCCUGUGUGUGCUCCUUCAUUACUCCACAAGCCUCAAUACUGCACCGCCUCCAGGAUAGCUGGAAACUGUUGAGAUCUGGACUUUUUUUUUUUUUAAUUCAAGGGCUAAUUUGUUGUAACUUGGUAUAAUUAUCUGCUCUCAGUAAUGCAUCUCUGUUGGUUUGAAUUGAAGUAAAUUAUUUUGCUUCUUAAAUAACUUUUUUAAAGAAUAAACUCUGUGAAUUC
Numida meleagris (helmeted guineafowl) is the source of this 4910-nucleotide messenger RNA. It is a transcript of the gene NRAS, whose product is annotated as NRAS proto-oncogene, GTPase. The transcript has 5 exons. Gene Ontology annotation, biological process: Ras protein signal transduction. NCBI's taxonomy places the organism in Eukaryota, Metazoa, Chordata, Aves, Galliformes, Numididae. Bases 148 to 717 code for a protein of 189 amino acids. Gene Ontology annotation, molecular function: GDP binding; GTP binding; GTPase activity. Gene Ontology annotation, cellular component: plasma membrane. The record is from RefSeq and is a predicted model, not a curated record.